UAAUAGUAAUAAUAAUAAUAAUAAUAAUAAUAAUAGUAAGAGAAAAUAGAGGAGGGAAAAGGAGGGAGGAAAGGUGGAAAAACUUAGGAAAGGAAGGAAACUAUUCCACCUUCGAGCAUGGCCUCGGUGGCAGCAUGGCUGCCGUUCGCUCGUGCGGCGGCGAUUGGUUGGGUGCCGAUCGCCACACAUCCACUGCCACCGCCGCCGAUCCCCAAGGAUCGUCGCAAGGCCGACGACGAGAAAUUAUUGAUAAACGUGAGCGGCCGUCGCUUCGAGACAUGGCGGAACACCCUCGAGAAGUAUCCGGACACUCUUCUCGGUUCGAACGAGCGCGAGUUCUUUUACGACGAGGAGAGCAAAGAGUACUUCUUCGACCGUGAUCCAGACAUAUUCCGCCACAUAUUGAACUAUUACAGAACCGGAAAGCUUCAUUAUCCGAAGCACGAAUGCCUGACGAGCUACGACGAGGAGUUGGCGUUCUUCGGUAUAUUGCCGGACGUGAUCGGCGAUUGCUGUUACGAGGAUUAUCGGGACAGGAAACGCGAGAACGCGGAGCGUUUGAUGGACGACAAGCUGAGCGAGAACGGGGAUCAAACUCUUCAGCAGUUGCCGGACAUCAGGCAAAAGAUGUGGAGGGCAUUCCAGAAUCCGCACAUCUCGACGGCGGCUUUGGUAUUUUAUUAUGUAACAGGAUUCUUCAUCGCCGUGAGCGUGCUGGCGAACGUGGUCGAGACCGUGCCGUGCGGUAAUCGUCCGGGACGCGCCGGUACGCUUUCAUGCGGCGAGCGUUACAAGAUCGUAUUCUUCUGCCUGGACACCGCGUGCGUAAUGAUAUUCACCGCGGAAUAUCUGUUGAGGCUGUUCGCGGCCCCGAGCCGGUGUAAGUUCGCGCGAUCCGUCAUGUCUAUCAUAGACGUGGUCGCAAUCCUCCCGUACUACAUCGGCCUCGGCAUCACCGACAACGACGACGUAUCCGGUGCUUUCGUUACGUUGCGCGUCUUCCGUGUGUUCCGGAUCUUCAAGUUCUCGAGGCACUCGCAAGGGCUCAGGAUCCUCGGUUACACGUUGAAAUCGUGCGCCUCGGAGCUCGGUUUCCUCGUCUUCUCCCUCGCAAUGGCGAUCAUCAUAUUCGCAACCGUGAUGUUCUACGCGGAGAAGAACGUCGAUGGAACGAACUUCACCUCGAUACCUGCCGCGUUCUGGUACACGAUCGUCACGAUGACCACAUUAGGGUACGGUGACAUGGUUCCGAAAACGAUCGCGGGAAAAAUCGUGGGGGGUGUAUGCUCUCUCAGCGGUGUCCUUGUGAUCGCUUUACCGGUGCCUGUUAUCGUCAGUAAUUUCAGCCGAAUAUAUCACCAGAAUCAGCGGGCCGAUAAGCGAAAGGCGCAGAGGAAAGCAAGAUUGGCACGGAUCAGGAUCGCGAAAGCGUCGAGCGGGGCGGCCUUCGUGAGCAAAAAGAAGGCGGCCGAGGCGCGUUUGGCCGCGCAGGAGAGCGGCCUUCAGCUGGACGACAAUUACAAGGAGGAGGAUAUCUUCGAACUGCAGCAUCAUCAUCUACUUCGUUGUUUAGAGAAGACCACGGAUCGCGAGUUCGUGGAGAUGGAGGUGCCCUACAACGGUGCCCCGAAGAGGCCGGGCUCGCCCUCGCCCCUCACCUCUCCCGCGCACAGCACUGCCUCGAGGGGCGGCCUGCUGCACGCCUGCUGCGGCCGCUGCUACCCCCAACGUUACCAGAGCUUGUCUUAUCAGCUCACCUCGAACGAGAGCAAGGAUAGAGUGGUGCUCGUAUAUGAAGACCGUAUACAAGUGCGGAAAAAGGACCUAAAGAAGCGCGGUUCCCACACCUGUGACAUGCAGGCCCUACAGCCACUUCCGGUCCCAACCACCACAACCACCAACACCGCGCCUGCCAUGACUACUUCCGGUGGCCAGCCACCGCUUCCGGUAUCGGAGACCGCUUGAGUCGAUCACCGAGACCAAUCACGAUCACCAUAUCCGUUAUUAUGAACAAAAAAAAAAAAGAAAAAGAAAAAGAAAAAAGAAAAAAAGAAAAAAAGAAAAAAGAAAAAAAAAUAAUAAUAACAUCACCUUUAACAAAACACCAUCACCGUCCUCCUCUUCUACUCGAUGAAAGAACAAUGGCCGACCGGCCGGAAGAACGUAGGAAAAGAUAGAGACGGAUCGAUGGCGCCCCAAGUGGCAAGCGCCACGAUCUACGAUGAGAGAGAGAGAGAGAGAAAGAGAAGGAGAGAGAGAGAAAUUCCACGGAACUCGGAAGGAGCGUGAAAGGGAGAUUAGAUAGAGAAGAGAAAUUAAAAAAAAAAAAAAAGAAAAAAGAAAGAGAUAUCGUUCAACGAAGCGAGGAAGAAAUAUUAAAAGGAUCGACGAUCCACGACGUCCUCGACGAGGAGGACGGAAGCCGCUCGUUCUCGAAGAGGAUGGAUUCCGCGCGACUCGAAGGUGGAUGGAAGACGUCGAACCGGAAGAAGAGGAAGCUCCAACCUCCAUCGAACCCGGAAUUCUUCGCAUUUUCGAGGACGAAGAUUCGCCAAUGCACGCACACGGCGUCUGCACACACCUUCCCCUUUCAGUUCUUUCCACUCUCACGAUACGAUGGAUCGAUGAAUUUUAAACUCCGCCUUCUAGAAAGACGCGCGCCACCCCUGAACCCGCUUCUUUCCGCUCGAGGAAUACGAUCGAAAAGGAAAAGAAAGCGAAACGAGGAGGAGGAGGAAGAAGAAGAGGAAGAGGAAGAAGGAAGAGGAGGAGUAGAAUAAAAAAAUCGGAUAAAAUCGGUGCAAAACUCGAUGCGCGAUCGAUUUUUAUCCCCGCGCGGAAUGCUUUUUCAAUAGCCGAGCGGCGGAAAAUGACGCGCGGCACGAUGAUUUCCGGCGCAACUGGCGCGCGUUUCCACGGCCCUCGUCAUUUCCGGGAUCCGGCGCGUCGAUCAACCCGCCCGGAAAACGAGCGUAGUCGCGACUAAUACAUACAUAUAUAUAUAUAAUCGGUCGAUCGAGUUUCGACGCACCAUUCCCCUCCAACCUUUUGGCUACCUUUCUUGCUACGUUUCCAAGAGGGACGCAGCUCGUACCCCUCCGUUCUCGAUCAUCGCUUCUUAACGGCGAAGGGCGAGAGCGGAAACCUCGAAAUAAAUAACGGGAGGGGGAGGGGAACGAUCAUCGUAUUUUCACGGAAAAAUGGUCAAAGAUAUGGUCGCCGUCGCUCUUUCUAGACGAGACUCGCGUCCCUGACUAGUUCGUAAGGAUAUUCGAUUUUUAAAGAAAAAUGAAAAAAAGAAAAAAAAAAAAAAAGAGAGAAAUUCGAUCGAUCCACGAAACGACGCAGUUUCUUUAGUAUUAUACGAGUCUCUUAAACUCGUCAGGUUUAAUUUAGCGGACGAUACGCUCAAGUGUACGCGAGUACAUGGCAUAAAGGGUUGAUUGAUUCGAUAGUAUAAGGAGUGAUGGUAAAGAGAAGAGGGGAAAAUAAAAGGAUUAUCGUGGCCUUUACGAUCGUAAAAAAUGAUCAUCGUGGAAUAUGUUUCGAAGUAUCCUCGAUAGAAGUCGAUUGGUCGGAGAAUUUGUCCGAUGGAGGAUAAAAUAAUGAUCGGCUAGGAAAGAGAGAAACGAUCACGUCGGGGCCGCGUACUCUUGAUACUCUUAAAAUAAAGUAAGAUGAUGCCCUCGUUCUUUCAAAGAAAAAAAAAAAAAAGAAAAAAACUCUCUCAAUGAGUCCAUUUUUCGUUCCUCUUUUUUUUCCCCCCUAGCCCUAGUAACCCUUUGUCGAUCGAAUUCCACCGGAUCGAUCGUGGCCUUCUUUUCUCCUAUUCGAGAAUUGGAGAUGGAUAUCGGGUGCGAAAGAGUCAUUUCUUUUUUUUUUUUUUUUUUUUUUUUUAAAUUCUAUUGGAGCUUUGCUUUGAUUGAAAGGAAUUCGAGGGAAGGGAUCGUGGAGUAAGGGAUCGAGGAAUCCCACGAUCGAUUCGACUCGCGCACGACUCGACGAGGGAUGAAACGGCGGUAGAAUUUCGAAGAAAACUUCUCUCUCGGGUGACGAUAGGCUACGGAAGAAUAGGUGUUUUAAUUUGAACGAAGCUGUAAAUAUAAUUCAUGAAAGGGGAGAAAGAAAGCGGAAUCUCUCUGUUGUCCUGUAAUUAACUUUGUAAUUUAAUUGUAAACGAUCUAAUAGAGCGAAGACGAACAAAGAAAAAAAAAAAGAAAUAAAAAAGAAAAAAGAAAACAAAAAGCAGAGAAGACAAAAGAGGAUAUAUAUAUUAUAUUAUAAAUACAAAUUAAAAAGAAAAAGGGAAUAUAUUAUAUAUAUAUAUAUAUAUAUACAUAAAAAUACAGAUAUAUUCUAUACAGAUAAACGUACACAUACGGAUACAUACACGCACAUAUGAACGUAAGUCGAAAUGAGAAGGACAGGUGGACAUACCGAUUAUUACUCGUACACAUACACACAAACACACGAAGCACCCUCGCGUCGCGCAAUAAAACAAAUUCUAAAUCGACUUUCAAACUAGAAUGCGUGCCUGAGUGCGUGGGAGACCAACCCUCGUGAGCCAUCGAGCCACCCUUCUCCUAAAAAGAAACUUUAAUUCGGAUUUAAAAUUUUAGCUAAUUUUAGACAAACGAAGGGGAUAUACUCGGGUUGCUCGGGUAGCUGAAAAUAAAAUUCUUUAAUCGGUGGUUGCUUGAUCGUUUUAGCUUGGAUUUAUAGAUAUAUAUAAAACGAAUUCACCAGGUUGAAAAUAGAACGUGUUGGAAAUUUCGAUUUCUUCUCUCCUCUGAAAUAGAAAAGAAGAAAAAAAAAAAAAAAAAAGAAAAAAGAAAAAGAAAAAGUUCGUUUCAAUAGCGUUCGUUGUUAAAAAUAUA
Apis laboriosa (Himalayan honeybee) is the source of this 4877-nucleotide messenger RNA. RefSeq names its product potassium voltage-gated channel protein Shal (gene Shal). The record is from RefSeq and is a predicted model, not a curated record. Lineage: Eukaryota; Metazoa; Arthropoda; Insecta; Hymenoptera; Apidae. The transcript has 7 exons. Gene Ontology annotation, cellular component: voltage-gated potassium channel complex; membrane. Gene Ontology annotation, biological process: potassium ion transmembrane transport; protein homooligomerization. Bases 118 to 1965 code for a protein of 615 amino acids. Gene Ontology annotation, molecular function: A-type (transient outward) potassium channel activity; protein binding.